Onychostruthus taczanowskii (white-rumped snowfinch) is the source of this 1297-nucleotide messenger RNA. Its product is annotated as glutathione S-transferase-like. The transcript is spliced from 7 exons. The coding region runs from base 38 to 823 and encodes 261 amino acids. Gene Ontology annotation, biological process: xenobiotic metabolic process; glutathione metabolic process. Gene Ontology annotation, molecular function: glutathione transferase activity. The record is from RefSeq and is a predicted model, not a curated record. NCBI's taxonomy places the organism in Eukaryota, Metazoa, Chordata, Aves, Passeriformes, Passeridae.
UUUAAGAGCAUCGGGAGGCUUUUUUCUCUUAUUGGGUAUGGCUGGAAACUCCCCCAAGCUGCAAAGUUUAAACAGCCCUGGGGAACCUGCCUGUGCUGGGUGGAGUCUGAGUUCAGGUCAGAAGUAUCUUUCAGGGAACCAGGAGCUCAGGAUCAUGUCAGGGAAGCCCAGGCUUACCUACUUGAAUGGAAGGGGCCGGAUGGAGUCCAUACGAUGGCUGUUGGCAGCAGCUGGUGUGGAGUUUGAAGAAGUUUAUUUGGAAACAAAAGAGCAGUAUGACAAGUUAAUCAAAGAUGGAUUCCUGCUCUUCCAGCAAGUGCCCCUGGUUGAGAUUGAUGGGAUGAAGAUGGUGCAGACCAGAGCCAUCAUGAGCUACAUAGCAGGGAAAUACAAUCUGUAUGGGAAAGACUUGAAGGAGAGAGCCCUGAUUGACAUGUAUGUGGAGGGAAUAUCAGAUCUGAUGCAAAUGAUUUUGAUGUUUCCUUUCUCUCCACCUGAUGCAAAGGAGAAAAAUAUUGAGUCAAUUAAGGAGAGAGCAACUAACAGGUAUUUUCCAGUCUUUGAAAAGGUUUUGAAACAACAUGGCCAAGACUUUCUUGUGGGCAACAAAUUCAGCUGGGCAGAUGUUCAGCUAAUGGAAGCCAUUUUAGCAGUGGAGGAGAAAGUUCCUGAUGUGCUCUCAGGGUUUCCUCAGUUGAAGGUGUUUAAAACCAAAAUGAGCAAUAUGCCUACAAUUAAGAAGUUUCUGCAGCCUGGAAGCCCAAGGAAACCCCCACCAGAUGCCCAUUAUGUAGAAACUGUGUUGAAGAUUUUUAAGAAAUGAAAGGCUUGCCACCUUUGGAGAGACCCAAAAUGCUGGGAGAGCUGGGGAAAGCAGAGCAGCAACUCCAAACCCUAAACCAAAAGAGAAGGAAGCUCAGCAAAUUAGUAUUGUUUUAGUUAAAACCAGUGCUAGAGGAAGAAAGCAACCCAUACUAGAAAUAAAGCAUUCUAUUACACUGGCAAUGUGACAGCAGCUUUGUCUUUAUUGAUAUCAAAUGCUUGGCAAAACACGAAAACAAAGGACUAUGGAGGCAAAGAACUAUUUGUAGGGUAGGGAAUUUAUUAAUUUUGAAAAAGAACAAUGCAGUGUUAGUAUUGUCAGAAUGUAACUUGUUGCAGAAGAUAGCUUCUACAUUAAAAGAAGCUCGGGAUAAGAGCUGUGGAAGAGAAGGAAGAGAAGACUCGCAGCACCACUUACCCUUUAAAGAAGUAGACUUGUUUCAAAUUUCCUUUUUUAAAUUUAAAGCUUGUGGGU